Molecule: messenger RNA, 1702 nt
Organism: Saccostrea cuccullata (small rock oyster)
Lineage: Eukaryota; Metazoa; Mollusca; Bivalvia; Ostreida; Ostreidae
Product: putative deoxyribonuclease TATDN2
Exons: 6
Coding region: 1-1533 (510 amino acids)
Molecular function (GO): hydrolase activity, acting on ester bonds
Source: RefSeq, a predicted model, not a curated record
AUGGUUUACGUGGAAUGUAGUAGAGAAGUAGGACAUGGUAGCAUAGCAGAAGAUGCUGGACAUCACCACAACAUUGUUGAUUGUCAUCAUAAUCUCAAGAAAAAGCCUAAAGAUACAGCUGGUAGAGGUGUGAGUAAAGUCAGCUCCAUCCUCACUGAAGAAUUACCCAGUAAGAAUGUGUACAUUCCUCCUCAUAAGAGAGUCCCAAAUGUGCACGGGCAGUAUGUAGCCAGGGAAAACAGACCUACUAACAAUAAAGACAUUAGCCCCCCAUCCAGCCACUUGUAUCAAAAUUGUAAAGAGACACCCAGAACCUGGAGAGAAGAAAGGAGUCACCUGGAUGGGUCAUUAGAUAUAGGAAGUAGUGAAGUGUCAUACUGGAGAACGCAACAAAAUAGGAUGCUCUCAUGUCCCACAACCUUAGAGCAUAAUUCUAAUGCACACAACAUUAAAAAGUCAUUUGCUUCUAUGCACUAUGAAUUACACCAACAGCAAGAUGGCCAGGGACAACAUACUUUAACAGAACUGAGUCAGAGUGGCAAUGCUUCAGAGGAUGAGCCUUCAGGGUGUGAUUUAUUUCUGGCAUCCAGCUCGGAAGAUUCAACCCCCACCUCUAGGCCCUACAGGUUUAACGAUCAGAAGCAGACCAUGGACAGAUACCCUGACACUGGUACACUGGACUGGAGAUCAGCCCUGCUGGAGAGAUGUAACGUCUAUGGUGUGGGCUACAUAGAUUCACACUGUCACAUCGACUUUCUCUUCAACAGGCUUGAUUUCAAGGGCAGAUGGUCGGAUUUUCGAGUGCAGAACAUGAAAACGUUCCCUUCAAGUUACCUUGGAUGUGUAGCAGUUUUCUGUAAUCCAAACAGUUUUAAACAAGAGGGACUCUGGAGGAGUUUAAGUAAAGAGGAAAAUGUUUGGUUAACAUUUGGAUGUCAUCCGAAAAAUGCACGCGACUUCACCAAAUGGAAUUUGGAAGGCUUGAGAAAGUGUCUGCUAAAUAGCCGAGUAGUGGCAUUGGGGGAAAUAGGCUUGGAUUACUCUGGAGUAUUUGUUGAGACCAAAGAACUCCAGAAAUCAGUAUUUAAGAAGCAGAUUAGGAUGGCCCUGGACAUGAGGAAACCCCUGGUCAUCCACUGUAGGGAGGCAGAAGAGGAUUGUCUGGACAUCCUCAAACAGAUGGUACCUAGACUUUACAAAAUCCACUGUCAUUGUUUCACUGGAGAUUUCACAUCUGCCAAACUUUGGUUGGAUUACUUCCCCAAUCUGUACAUUGGCCUUACCCCCCUGGUAACAUACAGAACAGCCAAGGGAGCACGUGAUGUGGCCAAGUUCAUCCCUCUUAAAAGGUUACUGCUAGAGAGUGAUGCACCUUACUUUGUCCCAAGAACAAUUCCAAAGGAGUCCAUGAAUUAUUCUCACCCAGGGCUGUGUGUCACAGUGGCAGAGGAAGUGGCUCGACUUAAAAACAUCUCAGUACAGGAAGUUCUUAAAGCCUGCCUAGAGAACACUAGAGACAUGUACAAAAUCUAACUCAACAAAUUAGUGAACAGCAACUGGAAAUAAAGGACAGUUAAUUAAUAGCAAAUUAUACAUACUAGAUGGAUUCAUUGUAAAGCAGAUCAACUGAAGUGUGUUCUAUCCUUGUACAUGUAGAAUUCUCCAUCAGAUUAAGUAAUAAAGUCUAGGUAUGUUUUAAGAA